CAGGUUAGUGUGUUUUUUCUCUCUCAUUCAGGGAAAUAAUGAAGUUGUUCAUUCUGGUGGCUCUGUUCGGGCUGGGCCUCGCCCAGCACAACCCCCAGACCAAGCACGGCAGGACAACCAUCGUCCACCUGUUUGAGUGGCGCUGGGCUGACAUCGCUGCAGAGUGUGAGCGCUUCUUGGGUCCCAAUGGCUUUGGUGGUGUCCAGAUCUCCCCUCCCAAUGAGCACAUUGUGCUCGACAGUCCCUGGAGGCCCUGGUGGCAGAGAUACCAGCCAAUCGGCUACAACCUGUGCUCCAGAUCUGGCAGUGAGGACGAGCUCAGAGACAUGAUCACCAGAUGCAACAAUGUCGGGGUCAACAUCUAUGUGGAUGCUGUCGUCAACCACAUGUGUGGUGCCGGAGGUGGAGAGGGAACCCACUCCUCAUGUGGAAGCUGGUUCAGCGCCAACAGAAAAGAAUUCCCCACAGUCCCUUUCACCCACUGGGACUUCAAUGACAACAAAUGCAGGACUGGCAGCGGCAAUAUUGAGAACUACGGUGAUGCUAAUCAGGUCCGUGAUUGUCGUUUGGUCGGCCUGUUGGACCUCGCACUGGAGAAAGAUUUUGUCAGGGGCAAGGUUGCUGACUUCAUGAACAAGCUGAUUGACAUGGGUGUGGCUGGAUUCAGAGUGGAUGCCUGCAAGCACAUGUGGCCCGGCGACCUGUCUGCUGUUUACGGCCGUCUGCACAACCUCAACUCCAAAUGGUUCCCCAAUGGCGCCAGACCCUUCAUCUUCCAGGAGGUUAUUGAUCUGGGAGGUGAGCCCAUCACAUCUAGAGAGUAUACCCAUCUUGGAAGGGUGACCGAGUUCAAAUAUGGCGCCAAACUGGGAGCUGUCUUCAGAAAAUGGAAUGGCGAGAAGCUGUCUUACACCAAGAGCUGGGGAGAGGGAUGGGGUUUCAUGCCCGACGGCAAUGCUUUUGUCUUCGUUGACAACCAUGACAACCAGAGAGGACACGGUGCUGGUGGUGCCGCCAUUGUUACCUUCUGGGAUUCCAGGCUUCACAAGAUGGCCGUUGCCUACAUGCUGGCCCAUCCAUACGGUAUCACCAGGGUGAUGUCUAGCUUCCGCUGGAACCGCCACAUUGUCAACGGAAAGGAUCAGAAUGACUGGAUGGGCCCUCCCAGCCAUGGUGAUGGAUCCACCAAGCCUGUUCCCAUCAACCCCGACCAGACUUGUGGAGAUGGAUGGGUGUGUGAGCACAGAUGGCGUCAGAUCAAGAACAUGGUUAUCUUCCGUAAUGUUGUCAAUGGACAGCCUCACUCAAACUGGUGGGACAACCAGAGCAACCAGGUAGCUUUUGGACGUGGCAACCGUGGAUUCAUUGUCUUCAACAAUGAUGACUGGGAUCUGGAUGUUACCCUGAACACUGGCAUGCCUGGCGGAACCUACUGUGACGUCAUUUCUGGCCAGAAGGACGGAGGCAGAUGCACUGGUAAGCAGAUCAAUGUUGGUGGCGACGGCCGCGCCCACUUCAGGAUCAGCAACAAAGAUGAGGACCCCUUCGUUGCUAUCCACGCUGACUCCAAGCUGUAAUCAUAUCCUGUAAAACUUUAAAUAAAAUAUAUUUGAAUCAA
Molecule: messenger RNA, 1618 nt
Organism: Labrus bergylta (ballan wrasse)
Lineage: Eukaryota; Metazoa; Chordata; Actinopteri; Labriformes; Labridae
Gene: amy2a
Product: amylase alpha 2A
Biological process (GO): carbohydrate metabolic process
Molecular function (GO): alpha-amylase activity; cation binding
Source: RefSeq, a predicted model, not a curated record